Molecule: messenger RNA, 1770 nt
Organism: Spinacia oleracea (spinach)
Lineage: Eukaryota; Viridiplantae; Streptophyta; Magnoliopsida; Caryophyllales; Amaranthaceae
Exons: 2
Coding region: 1-1770 (589 amino acids)
Source: RefSeq, a predicted model, not a curated record
AUGGCUCUUCCGGUUAAGAAUUUGGGAAUACCGGGAGCAUUUGAGGCUACGUGUGGGAUUCAAGAACCAACAACAUGUGCUAAUAAUUUUGAGAUCAAGCCCGCCUUGAUCAAUUUGGUGCAAAGUCAUCCCUUUUGUGGGAAAAGCAAUGAGUCGCCUCACAAGCAUCUCAAGCAGUUUGAGCACUAUUGUGACACAAUAAAACACAACGGUGUGACCUCGGAUUAUGUGAGGUUGACUUUGUUCCGCUUCUCUUUGCUUGGGCGUGCUAGUGAUUGGCUUGACAAGGAGGUCAAGCCCAACUCACUUCGCACAUGGAACGAAGUAACUAGUGCCUUCUUGAACAAGUUCUAUUCUCAUGGGAAGACGGCGGAGUUCCGCCACAAGAUUCAAUCAUUUGAGCAAGGCCGUGAUGAAUCGCUUUUCGAGGCUUGGGACCGAUUCAAGGAGUACCAAAGGGAAUGCCCUCAUCAUGGGAUUCCCAAGUGGUUGUUGCUACAAAAAUUUUACUUAGGAUUGAGUCCAAGCUCGAAAACAAGUUUAGAUGCGGGCGCGGGAGGCCCCAUCAUGAACAAAACGGAAGAUCAAAUUGAGGAGAUAAUUGAAGAUGUAGUUGAAAACUACCAAUCUUGGCAUGUAGGUGAAAGAAGUUAUGAUGGGAAAAGUAGGAUUGAGGAUGGAAAGGGUUCGGUGUACGCCAUAGAGCAAGCACGGAUGAUUGAGAAGCUUAGCUCGCGAUUAGAGAAGCUUGAGAAUACACCAUUUGCGGGAAGUGCAGCAAGCAAGCCACCAUCUCCGUCCACAAUUCCAUCUCCUUCGGCCACUCUUCUCAAUAAGGGGAAGGGCAAGGUGAUUGAAAACCAAUUAGCUCAACUUGCUAGUACCAUUAGGGAACAUCAUGCGCUUACCAUUCUUCCACCCAAAAGUCAUACUCUAAGGCAAAUCAAUGCUAUAGUGACAAGGAGUGGAAAAAUCCUUGAUGACGUUCCUAGAGCUAAUAAGGUUUCUAAACCCAAUGGGGAAGAUCAAGAGGGAGUCAUUGGGUCGAGUGACAAUGAUGUGGUAGAAGAGGAGCCUCUCAUUAAUGAUGAAGGUGAUCCUACCACCCCCAAAGUGGCAACUCUUCUACCUCUCCCCACUCCUAAACUUCCCUAUCCCCAAAGAUUCAUAAGACACAAGUUGGAUGUGCAAUUCGCAAAAUUUCUAGAGGUCCUUCGGAAAUUGCAUAUCACUCUCCCCUUUACGGAUGCGUUAAAACAAAUGCCUACCUACUCACGAUUCCUUAAGAAAAUCUUGAGUGGGAAGCGAAAUUGUGACGUAAAGGAGACGGUGAAUCUCACCGAAAAUUGUAGUGCUAUUAUUCUUAACAAAAUGCCACCCAAACUCAAAGACCCGGGUAGUUUUACUAUCCCUUGUGCUAUCAAGGAGCUAGAAAUAAGCAAUGCCUUGUGUGAUUUGGGGGAUAGUGUUAGUCUAAUGCCCUAUUCGGUAUUCUCCAAGCUUGAAGUUGGUGAUCUUGUCCCAACCAACAUUACAUUGCAACUUGCCGACCGUUCGCUCAAAUAUCCUAUCGGCAAGAUUGAUGAUGUACCUUUGAGAGUUGGUGGACUUGUGAUCCCCGUUGAUUUCGUGGUCCUAGACAUUGAUGAGGACGUGCAUGUCCCUAUUAUUCUAGGCCGCCCAUUCUUAGCCACGGCGGGGGCUAUAAUUGAUGUCAAGCAAGGGAACAUUACCUUGAAAGUAGGAAUGGAUAGCUGUUCUUUGACUUGA